This is a messenger RNA of Entrophospora sp. SA101, 598 nucleotides long. The record is from the annotation of a GenBank genome assembly. NCBI's taxonomy places the organism in Eukaryota, Fungi, Glomeromycota, Glomeromycetes, Entrophosporales, Entrophosporaceae.
AAUGAAAUUUAGAGCAAUUGUGCUGCAUCCUUCAACAUCAUCAAUAUUAUUGUCUCAAUCAAUAAUAUCUUCGUCAACAUCAUCAACAUCAACAUCAUCAAUAUUAUUGUCUCAAUCAAUAACAUCUUUGUCAUCAUCUCCUGAAUCAACAUCAACACCACCUUAUCAACCAACACCAGUGGUAUUAGAACAAAUAAGUAAUAAAUAUAACUGCAUAUUAUGUGGUAAAUGGUUGAAAUCAAAAAUUACAUUAAGGAAUCAUGAAAACAAAUAUCAUAAAUUCAACAAAAUAAUUCCACAUUUUUCAGUUUUAUCAUCAUCUAAUGAUAUAGAAGAAUUAAAACAAUGUAUUAUAAUCAACAUUCAAAAAAAACUGGGAUUCAAUAGACAUCAUGUUGGAAGGAAUAAUUUAAGUAUAAUAUUAAAUAAUUAUAAAUGGUGGGAGAAAAAAAACAAUGCAACUGGUACAAUUUCUUUUGUUGUGAUGGAGGAUGAUGGAGUAGUAAAACCAGAAAUCAAAUUUCUUUGGAGAGAAAUUUUUUUAAAUAAUAUGAAAUGUGGAUUUUGUAAGGUUGAGUUUAAUGUGAAUUCUAAAUAA